CCGACAAAUAAACAAAAUGAAAGUCCUCAAAGACAAAAGUGUGUUACUUUUGUAAACAUACAAAAUAAAUAUAGAAAAAGCUUUAAAAUUUCAUGUUUAUGAUUAAAUUCUAGGAAUAAUCUAAAUGUAAGGGAUACAUUUUAAAUAUUGCAUUAAGUUUUGCUCAUUUAAAUAGUAUGAUAAAAAUGAGUCACUUUCACUUACUUAACUACGUCGUCGUCGUCUAUCACUGAAACUGACUGAAUCCUCUACUGACUUACUACUUACAGUUGUGGUAAUCUAUUGAUACUGACUACAAUUUGAGUUUGACUUUAAAAAAAAACCACCUAAUCUACAUAAAACUGUUGCAACUUAAAAUUUUAAUAAUGAAAGUUUAAAGUAAGUAGGUAAUGCUUCAACUUCAAGGAUAAACCUGGAUAAAUAAACAACUGUUUAAAUUUUAAAAACGGCUUUUUUUGUUGCUAAUUUAUCUGAGUAUUUAUUAAUUUAUUACUAUUUGUCAUACAUUUUUAAUAUUUAAUUUUAUUGAAUUUGAUUGUAAUGAUUUAUGGUAUCAGGAUCGUGGCUAGCAUUAAUUAUUGAGCCAGUUUAAAUUAUGCAAACCAAUUCAGACCAAUGCUUUUAUUUAAAAGAAUAAAGCUACCAUAACUCUCAUACACGUUUAAAGUCUUACUGACUGAGACUACUGGUACUAAUAGGCCCAAUCUUAAAAAGUCUUUACAGACUCUAAGUUUAAUUUAAUCGUUACUUUAUUAGACUCAUACUAACUACCUAAGACUAAGAAGUUGUCUAAGUCAGGGGUAGGCAAACUUUUUGCAAGGAGGGCCACAUUGACAAAUGUAAAGCUAUUGGAGGGCCGCAUGUAUAUUAUGCCAACUUUUUACAUGUCGAUAAACAUUUCUUUAAAUUAAAAUUAGCAAAUUCACAUUUUAGCAUUACAUGACAAAAGUCAAGGACUGUUUAAGUUUAAAAAAUAGAAAAUUAGAAAGAAAUUUGAUCAAAAAUGUUAAAACAAUCAUAACGGUAUUUCUGUAAAAUUCAACAAAAUAACUUAAAAGCAAAGUAAUUUUUUUUAUUUCUAAAUGCCUUUGAGGGCUGCAUAAUAUCAGUUGCGUGCGGCCCAUUGGCCGUAGUUUGCCCACCCUUGGUCAAAGUCUUAAAUCUCUUCUCUGAGUCAUCUAUCAGUUUCUGUCUUCACUUACUAGUUGUAGUAGUGAGGGUGUUCUGAGUCUCUAGACAGAGUUCAGGUACUUUUUUUUAUAUAAAUCUUAAUCUUUAACUACUAACUUAACUAAGUAUAAGAAUGUAUAAUUAGUGAGAAAUAAUUUAGGCCUAGGUCUACUUCAUACAUUGUUAUUGUUAAUCAUGUGCACUAGAGGCUAGUUAAUCCACAUUCACAUACUUAUAAUAAAAAAAGACAAUCACAUAGGAUUACUAAUCUAUAAUUAUUAAAUAAUUAAUCAUGUCUUAAUGCCUAAAUUAAAUUGGACCUACAUCAUAAGAAAUAGUCAUAGUCAGAUGUUUAUGUCUUAAUUCAUUCAGACCUAACCAUAUGAUUUGAGUACCAAAAAAUGUUACCAAAUGCUCCUUCUAGCCCUAUUAAGCUUAUGAGAUUUUUAAAACUUAAUUUAAUGCCCAGCUAUGCAUAUUAUUUUAAAUUUGUGCUUUAUGAUAAUUAAGAAUAUUAAUAAACUAAGGAAACUUCUUUACCCCAAUUUAAAUGGGCUUACUCUACUGAACUCUCAUCGAGUUUAAACUUUCCUCUUAUGUGGCCUGUUACUUAAAUUAAAAUAUAAUUUACAAUUAUAAUUAAACUUUUUAAAAGUUGAAAUACUGCUCACCAAGAUGGAUUAGUGACUCAUUCAUUUCCAUGAGAGUUAAAAAUAACGAAGUGGAUGCGUACACCGCGGCGGUGUACCUAGCGAAACCAUCGGCUUUGGCCUGCGUAAACCGCGGCGGUGUACCUAGUGAAAUCGUGGGCUUUGGCCUGGGUACACCGCGGCAAAAAUUUACCAUUGGCCUGGUUUUAAGAUAUACUUGUUGGAGAAGAUCUUGUGUGGUCAAGUGGUAGAGUGGACGCUUGGCGAUAAUAUAGUUUGAGAUCAAUUCUCAGUAGGGGAUCGAGUUUUUUUCCUCCCAUUUUAGUUUUAAAAUAUUUUGUAGCAAUUGAAACAAUUUAAAUAUAUGUUUAAAUAUUAUAUUAAAUACACUUUAUAUAUUUAUUUAUAUAUAAAAGUGUUUCAACAAGUUGUGCCGGCCUUUGACUUUGAAAAUACCGGUAACUUUAGUAAUAAGACUUUAGACAUUUGAAAACAAACUUAAAGUUUCUGAAAGCGCAUGUAAUACAUGAUGAUCAUGUAUAACAGAAACAUUAUGAAUACUAAGUGACUGAUAUUCUAUUGUAUUUCAACAUUCUUCGUAUAGUUGAAUAUUUACAUUUUACUUUUACGAACAACCAAAGAAAAUACCAGUAUGAAUAAUAUUCAUGCAUAUGAAUAUUAAUGUGCAUGGUCGUAUUUCAACCUUGAACCAUCUUGCUUUCACUAUGCCUUAUGCAUUGGCAAAAUGUACAUACGAUAUCAAAGGUUCAUUCACAACACUCAGUCUCACAGCAAAUCUUUUGAAAACACCUCGAUUUUAGAAACUUGCGGAGCGGUAGCAAACUGUAUAGCAAAGCCAUAGGUCUGCGUUUACCCUUUUCAUGACGUAAUUUGUUUCCAGAAUGGCAUGGCAUGUGCUAUUCUCAGGGUAAAACACGACGUUUUCUCACAGAAACCAUUGCACAAUGCGCCUGGGACAGGAUUUGCACUAUGUCAAAGUUUUUGUAUUUGUUGUUGUUGUUUUUUUUUAAGAAAUCGAUCCUUGCCGGGGAGUGGGGGGUGGUGGUGAGUUAUGGGCAGAGGCUUAACCAAAAAGAGGGCAUUCACAAAUCACGGCUCAGGAUAGGGGUUGUCCACAAAGGACGUCCGCACAACCAACUUACCUUUUGCAUCCCCCCUCCCUCUGCCUGCAUUUUUUUUACUAAUGUGUAAUGCCAAUGUAAAACUAAAUCAAUGAUUUUUAAUUAUUGUUAAAAGACUUUCAAAUAACUGCAGUGUUUCGUAUUGAUCAUCUUACUGCUGUUUUGUGUUGACACAUGCUUGGUGUCACAAUGACAAUGCCUCGGACUACUUUAACUUCACGACUUCAUGAUCAAUGUAUGAGUAUGUGAUUCUCUUCCCGUAGUGUAUUUGUGGCGUAAUUAUAUCAUGGUGCUAACAAAAUAGAUACACUGUCUUCCCAUUCAUUUUUACACCAUGCCCCGAGGGAUCACAUACAAUGUUAUAUUUAUAAGGCACCCCCCCAAAAAAAAAAAAAAAAAACAAACCCAAAACAAAACAACUAACAACUGGGUGGGGGUGGGCAUGAGAGAAUAAUUUCAAAUUAAGAUUCACAAUCAUAUGAUAAAACUUACAAUUAAUAAAUAUAUUUGUAUUUCAAGAUAUUGGGGGAGGGGGGAAUAAAGUGGUUAACUUUAAAAAUAAAUCAUGGUUUAACAUUACACCCCCCCCAGCCCCUUCCCUUCCAAAAAUAAUAAGAAAUGCUUUACAUGCACUUUGCCACAUACGCGUGGACCUUACUCAAUAUCUUCCCAAGGUAAUAAACGAAUUUUUAAUAGUUUUCAGUUUUAACACGAGUAUAACAUUAAAUCUACAAGUACCGGUUAGGCCAAAAAGUUAAAGACUCGCAAAGACCAUAGUUUGGCUACUGUAAAUCGCUGCGGUGUACGCAGGCCACAGACCAUGAUUUAGCUAGGUACACCGCCGCGGUGUACGCAGGCCAAAGUCAAUAGUUUCGCUAGGUACACCGCCGCGGUGUACGUAGUGCCGGCCUAAAAAUAAUGAAGGUGUAGAAAUUCACUUAAAUUUUAAUAUAUUGUUUAAUGAUUGCUGCUGGCAAGUGUCAAUUCUAUUAAUAAUAGACUAACCACUCUGAAUAUUUAUUAAAAGGUAGAAGGAGUCUAAAAUUUCUUUAGUCCAGUUAAAAAGCACUGAAAAGAAAUAAACACUUGCCAAUGGUAAAAAAAUAGAUAUAAUUUAAACAAUCAAUCUAAAUCAGUUGUUGAAUAGUUGGUGUAGAAGUUGGAAUUGAUAAUUCAACAUAAAUGACACAUGUAAAUGAGAUAUAAUUUCUUUUUUUUUUUUUUAUCUUCCCUAGUAAAAUUUAUCAUGUAGCGUAUACAGCAUAUUUAGGCAAAGGGCUGGACUACAACUUAAAUAUAACGGCUCUUUGAGGCUUUAGCCUAACCCAGCAACAUGCCGAAAAUGACUAUGACCAAGACGUCAAAGGGGAAUGCCAAGCAGUUUCCUGUCAAGGUCUUCACCAUGGAUGCUGAGUUGGAGUUUAAGAUAGAGGUUUUAAAUUAUGUACUUUUAGGCUCACAAAAAAAUUUAAAUUUUAUAAUUUGACUUUACAGUCCAAUUACAUUUUCUUUUAUGGUUAAUAUUUAAAGCGAAACUUUUUUUUUAUGUGUCAAAAAAAACAAAUACAGUAGAAAUUGUUCUCUGGCACAAAAGAAAACUUUAGAAAAAUGUUGUGAUGCUUUUUAAAAAUAAAAUGUUCUUGGCUCUUUAAACAUUUGAAAUUCAAUUCAAGCGAAAUCAUUGCAAUGAAAAAGAUGCCUUAUUUUAAAGUGUGUUUUACUGUGCUCUAUCUGCAUAUUCAAUUUACACUUUUGAGUUAUGGAUGCUAUAUUUUCCAUUUGAAUUUUUUCACUUUUCAGCCAAAGACCACAGGGAAAGAGCUCUUUGAUUUGGUUGGACGCACAAUUGGCUUAAGGGAGACUUGGUACUUCGGCCUACAGUAUGUUGAUUCUAAAGGUUAUGUGGCCUGGCUGAAAUUGGAUAAAAAGGUAUGAAAGAUUAAUAAAUUUCAAAUUUAAGUGAAUUUCCGGCAGCAAUAACAUUGAUGAUUGAUGUGAAUAAUGUACAACUUAAUAAAUAAGCAAAGUAAUUUGCUAAAUACUCUCACCAAAAAUAAAUAAAUACAAAAUUGACAUUUUUUGGAGAUGCGAGACUGAAUUUGUUUACAUUUUGUUGGUUGUAUAGGUUCUAGACCAAGGAGUUUCUAAAGAAUCGCAGAUCCAGUUUACUUUUUUGGCCAAGUUCUACCCAGAGGAUGUAAUGGAGGAGUUGGUUCAAGAAAUCACUCAGCAUCUCUUCUUUCUGCAAGUAUGGAUUCUUCACAUAACUAUAUAUAUUUAUGAUUAGAGUGUUGUAUGUGUCAACAAUUGAAAUGUGUAGCAAUGUUAGUAUCAUUAUUGAGUCUAGUACAGUCUGUGGGUUUAUCUGUCUUUCCAGGUGAAGCAGUCCAUACUGAACAUGGAUAUCUACUGCCCACCAGAGGCCUCUGUUCUACUGGCUGCGUUUGCUGUGCAGGCCAAGUAUGGGGAUUAUGACCAGACCACGUACCAGCCAGGAAUGUUGGCCUCUGAUGACCUCCUGCCCCAGCGCGUGUUGGAUCAGUACCAGGUGAGCGGAGGUGUAGACAUCAAUGGCAGUGGUUUCAUUUUAAACUCAUUGCGAUUGAUAGACAUAAUUUUCCAUUAGGGGAUAAUAAAGGUCAAGUCCAUUGAGCAUGUGCUGGAUUAAAGGUCCCAUGUUAUUUAGGAAAUUAUUUAUGAUUGGUGCAUAGUUAACUAGUUUUUAUAGUCUAUCCUUAAAGGGUCAACCAGAUUCAUUCACUUUUAGCACAACCCACCCACCCACCCCUUCCCUGUUUAAAUAGUUUAAAAUCUUUCAAUAAAUAAAUGAUAAAAUCAAGCAGAAAAUUGCACUUUGCAUUGAGAAAGGAGUUAAUUGACUAUCAAUAAUGCCUGGACUAGAUCUUAACAAAGCUGUGGCGCAAUGGUAGCAUUGUCUGCCUCUGAACCUAGAGGUAGUUUGGGAUUUGAAUUUAUCUGGUGUGGUCCACAUUUGAGGACAAUCAACUAGUAGGAAUUGAUAUCCAAGCAAAUAAGGAGGUUGUCCCUGAGGGAAAAGCUUCAAUCGACAAAAUCAAAUGACAACUAGGAAUGGGAUUAAAAAUCAGUUGUUAACGCCAUUUGUAUUUGAAAAAUUAAUAAAGAUCUUCAAAAAUUCAUCUGUAUUAUAAUUUAUAAUUUACACCAUCCCUACUUCUAUUUUAUAGAUGACUCCUGCUAUGUGGGAGGAAAAGAUCCAGUUUUGGUAUGCCAAGCGUCGGGGUAUGACAAGGUAAGUGUAAAGAAAGAAGGGUGGGACUAUAAAUAAUGUGAAUUGAAAUUAACCGAAGACAGAACAGAGUGUUGGAGUCAGUAGUUAAAACAUCAAAUCAGCCUCUAGCUCUUAAUAUCAGUUUGAUUCCAUCAAACAAAAUUUUUAUCAGAGAAAGAAUGUUUAAAUAACUGUCUGCAUACUUACAGCACAAAUACUCAUUGCCAUAGGCUACAUUAUUUUGAUUCAGGUUUUGAUUCUCCUGGCAUUAUUAUAAUAGCACAUCUGUAUAAUGUAUCUCAACAGUGACGAAGCUGAAAUGGAAUAUCUAAAAAUUGCCCAGGACUUGGAGAUGUAUGGAGUCAACUACUUUCAAAUCAAAGUAAGUGUUCAACUAUCUACACAGUUUUUUUUGUGAACAGUUUUAUGUCAGUUUCAAAGGGUGUGAUGGCUAAUUAUAUUAGAGUUCAUAUUGAACUUAGAACCAUUGAACAUUUGUUUUUUUUUCAAGAAUAAUAUCCUGAAAUCUUAUUUUCUCUUUGAAAAUGUUAACGAAUUAAGUAUAUUAAUUUCAUUCUCCAUCUGAUUUCAACAUUGAUAUUUAAAAAAAUUAUCCAGAAUAAGAAAAACACAGACUUAUGGAUUGGAGUAGAUGCAAGGGGAAUCGGAGUGUAUGAUAGAGACAACAGACUGUCACCCAAAGUCGCCUUCCCCUGGAGUGAAAUAAAAAAUAUCUCAUUCAAAGACAAAAAGGUAAAGUCUAUUGCUUGUUCAGCAAGAUUCAUUUACAUAUGAAAUAGCGCUAGUUGUUUUAUCCUUUAAUAACUAGGUAUUGGUAGCAUCAACUGAAGAAGAUUAAUGUUUGUAUGAGACAAUAAAUUCAUGUGUCAUUUGUUCUGAUCCACAGUUUACUAUAAAGAAUGUUAGUAAAAAGGAUCCCGACUUUGUGUUCUAUGCCCCAAAACCUAGAAUAAAUGAAUUGGUAAGUAAAUUUGUGGUGAUGUUGGUUAGGGUGAUGCUGAUGUAGUGGUGAUUUUUUUUUAGCAAGUAAUCAUCCUUCAGUUCACAUCAUGUCUGUAGUGAUUGCCCAGUUGGUUGUUCAGAUGUUGAUAUGUUCAAAUAUGAUUAUUCUGUAACUCUCAAUUCAUAUUAGAAAUCAAAUGUGUGGUUUUUUUUUCUUUUGUGUUGCAAGCUGUAACUUUUUCAAGUUAUAAAUUAUUAAAGUCAUGUACCAUAUUUUUUGGGUAAAAAACUGCCCUUUGGUUACAGACGAGUAUGAACGGUAAUUUGAAAAUUUUUAUAAUUUUUGGUAUUCUAUCUUUCAGAUUUUAGAAUUAUGUGUUGGAAACCAUGAGCUGUUCAUGAGGAGGAGGAAACCCGAUUCAAUGGAAAUCCAGCAAAUGAAAGCGCAAGCUGCAGAUGAGAAAGCCAGGAAGCAGGUCAGCUUCACAGGGAUUUACCAUAGCAGGGACUCUUAAAAUACACAUGGAAGCACUGAAAUUUUCCUCAAAUAGUAUUGAUCAUACCUCAAACAAUUGUUGAUCAUAUCUCAAACCACUGUUGAUCAUAUCGUAAACCACUGUUGAUCAUAUCUCAAACUACUGUUGAUCAUAUCUCAAACCACUGUUGAUCAUAUCUCAAAUCACUGUUGAUCAUAGUAAUGGGGUUUGAAAUUGGAAAACAACAAAAUAACUUCAUUUGAUAUUUUACAAUUCAAAAGCCUUAGGUUUAAAGUGUGUGAGCUAGCAGCCUUUGAAACUUACAUGUUAACAUUCUGAUUAAAACGGUCAUGGUAUUAUUAGAGUGGUGGUUUGCCUCUAAGAAACUUGAAUAUCCAAACUUUCUGUGACAAUGUGUAGUGAGAAUAAUAACAAAAUCCUGACAAUCAAUGAACGAUAUUGACAUUUUUUUGGUUUAAUUUUGAAGUUUUUUGUGAAACUACAAACUAAAGUUUUGUUUAACUCUUUCAUAAUCUCCUUAUAAUUUGUAUAUGAUGUGAAUGUCUUUGAGCUGACUGGAAAUGCCCUGUUAUAAUGCUCCCUCCUCUUGGCAUCUUAAGUAUCCAUUGCACAUUCCUGGGUGACAAACAUCAUAUUCAAUGCUUCUACUGUACUGGUACAUCACAGUUCACCCGAAACACUACUCAAAUGUCAUUACAGAAAGAUUCAUGGUAGUUUUAUUCUUUAGAUGGACAGAUCUAGGCUUGCCAAGGAGAAGCAGCUCAGGGAAGAGGCACAGCGAGAGAAAGAAGAACUAGAGAGGAGGCUUUUUGCCAUGCAGGAGGAGACACGACAAACUCAGGAGGCCCUGGUGAGUGAUUGGAUACUUUGAAGGGCUUUGGGGGAUUAUUAUCAAAGAAAUUCCAGGAAAUCUAAUCUCAUCAUCAAAUAAUUUUUUUAAAAAUUGUGGAUUAUUUCUAAGUGUGAUUAGGGAGGCAGUUCUCACUAAUAGUUAGAUCCUAUCCUAUGGUAAUAUAUCUUUUUAUUCUUGUGUCUUAAAAUCACAGCAUGGUCCAAAAAUUAAUCAGCUUUCCUUUGGAAAUUCUAAAACUUUAAUUUUAAGAAGUAGAUCUUUUGGUACCGGUAGUUUUCCAAUAACACAGCUGGUGUGUUUAUGCAGAUGAGAUCAGAGGAGACAGCAGAGCUCCUUCAUGAGAAGAUGACAGUAUUAGACGAGGAGGCUAGACUUCUCACCCAAAAGGCAGCAGAAGCCGAGGCGGAAGUUCAAAGAAUCAAACUAACAGCAAUCAAAGUGAGCUGGAAAUUGUCACAGGAUUUUUAGACUAACUGAAAAACUUAACCAUACUGCUGUUUUUAAAAACAAUUUUGAUUCUUUUGUGGCUAUACUUACUAGAUUAUUAUGUUUUAGCAUAUGGUAAAAUAUAAUAUUAUGUUCAAUUACUUCAGUUUGGACAUGUCAUAAGUAGCCAACAUUUGGGAAAUAAUUUGUUAACAAAUAUCUUUAGAAUUAAAUUAUCAGUUUAAAUUGUUUAUUUGGCCCAAUGCGGUAUUUGUCAUUACAAUAUCAAAAUUCAAAUCUUUGAAUGUUUGUCCUGUGGUGUUUUAAGUCAAUUUUAUGUUUUUUGUUGACGUCCAGACAGAAGAAGAAAGGAUGUACCUAGAACAAAGAGCCCGUGAUGCAGAGAUCAUAGCCACAGCCGUUAUUGAAGACUCAGAAAGAAGGUGAGCAAAUAGUGCAAUAAUUUCCUAAGUUCUCUAAUUCCAGUGUUGUAUCUUAAUUAAGUUUAUUAGUAUUAUUGGGUUUAACACAAUCACCUCACACCAAAAUAACUUCUGUGAUAUGCUUUGUGUAUCCAAGUAUUUUCUGUUUGUGUUGUGAAGGCUGGUGGUGUCUGGGGUAAAUGCAAAUGAUUUUCUCACAUUUCUCUGUGCCUGUACAAGUAAUUUGGAGUUUUUCAGUCUAAAAAGCAUUCUCACAUAAAUGAGUUCUUAAGAAUAUAUCAAAUGUAGCAUCACUUAGAAACAUAGCACACUGAAACCUUUUGAAAAAUCUUUUUUUAGAAACAUUUGCUGCAUUCAAAGACUUUUUUUAUCGAGCUGGCUUUUAUUAUAAGCACAUUCAAUGUAAAUCUCACAGCAAGAAUAAUGCAUUAGUCUAAAACCCAUUGUUAUCAGAGCAACAGAAGCAGAGCAGCUGAGAGAGGAGUUGAAGAGGGCGCAGAUGGCCGAGAAAGCGGCAAAGAGAAGAUUAAUGGAAAUUACUCAAGGGGACUACACAAGUGUAAGUGAAAGGACAGUUUAAAAGUGUGAUUUGUUGUUUUUUUGUACAUAUGCUGAGUUUUCUUUGCAUCUCUGACAUUGUAAUAAACUUGAAAUGUUUUUUCUUAAUGAGGAAUUUUUUUUGUGUGUAAGCAAAAUUAAUUCUACAUUAAAUUGUCUAGGAAAUAAUUAUAAGAAAUUUAUCAAUGAAGUGUGAAGAAAAUUAUUGUAUUUUCAUAAGUGGAGUUUUUUGUUGGUCAUUUGCCUUGUCAGUUCACCAACUCCCUUCCACCACAAUUAAAAACGAUCCACUUUAUCCAACCGGGCCUCUCUUUGAUUCAUAACAUUUUGUAAUAAUGAUGUUGUCACUUAAAUCUAAAUCUCAUAAAAAAAGAUUUCUUUCAUCUGCCUCUUCUUUAUUGGUUAAAGUUAAGCUGUCAGAAGUUUGUGUCUGCAUGGUUGAGAGGCAUUUAAUUUUGUCUGCAUUUAUUCUGCGGCCAUCAUUGCAUUGAUUAACAGGACCUUUGGUGGUGUCUGCAUUGAUUCAAAUGUUGAUUGUCUUGAAAACGUGUCAAGUCUUUGUUCUAUAAGUUGUUGUCUUGUUUUUGAAUGGUUCUUUGAUGGGAAGUGGGGGGGGGGGGGGGUUUUUGAUCUUCAAAUUCAAGAUUUUGCAUUUUAGUUUAUUUAAAUAAAUGGAGAGAAAUAGCCAUAAUUAUGGAAACUAUUGAACACAAAUUUUCAUUAAGGUUUCUAUGCACAUAUUACUUUUUUUUUUUUUUAAAACAGAGUUUUUAAUAAAUUUGUGAUGUUUAAUGUAAUGUUUUUUUUUUCCUAUCCAGCCAUUUAUGUUCCCAUCCUUGACCUCUGAGCUGAACUCCAUGCCACACUUUGGGAAUGCUGGGAAUUUCCUCGAGCUCUACUCUGGAAACAUUGACCAGUUGAACAUGGAGAUGGAGAAGGAAAAGUGAGAGUUUUUGUGUUUAUUGUUUGGGAACCAUGUAAAGUUUGAAAAAUAUGGAUGGCAAUGGGACGAGGACAUAAACUGUUGAAGAAAAGGCUGCGGCAACUGCCUGUUUAAGAAGAAAUUACAUUAUGAAGGUUUUGAACUUUGUGAGCAAGUGAAAGGGAUCUAUACUAUUUAAUUGUGGCAGUCACCAAGUGUAAUAUACAUUGGAAAUAUUGGCUAUCCAGAUUUACUUAACAUCCACACACUGGCCAGAUAAGAUUAUUUAGCUUGUUUUCACCCUAACCACCACACAGCAGAUCACAAUAUUUCCUAAAGGAAAACUGUCUAGGACUAAAUUUUCUCAUUUUAAAAAAUAAAUCCACCUCGGUAGGAAGUAACAACAGUGCCCCCUAGUGCCAACAACAGUGCCCCCUAGUGCCAACAACAGUUGCUGUCAUGCAAUUCUUCUUAUAACAACACAACUCUGCAUGACUAAUUUAACAUAUAAUUCACAUGCAGUGCAUUUUUUCUACUGUUUGGGCUAAGUAAAAUUGAUAGUUUUUAUAAAAUAAAAAAUUUAAAUUAAUUUUUAUUUUAAAAAACAAAUCAAAUCAAAUUCAUAACAAAAGCUCCAGACAAAUGUGUGGUAUGGUUAAGAUAAAAAUUUAACUGAAAACCUCAUGCCAUCUUUACAAAUUUGGUAAUGAAUCACCACAGCUUUCACUCCACAUCUAGAGCGGCCUUCACAACUCAAAAUGUAAGGCGGGCCGUAAUAUUUUAUGAAAAACUUGUGUGGGCCAAAAGAAAAUAGGACAGGACUUGUGCAGGCAAAAAUGAGCAUAGGACAGGGGGGAAGCUAUUAAGAAAAUAAUAUGAAUAAAAAAUAAUUCGUUACUUCUCGGGCCGUAUGUUGUGCAGGCCUGAUGUCGGGAGUAUAAAAGAUCUAUGUGAACAAAAUUAUUCUGUUUGCAACAGGCGAGAGUACAUCUCCACCAGCAAAACAUUGGAAGACCAACUGAAAGAACUGAGGACAGAGAUUGAGGUGUUGAAGGUCAGUGAGAAGUCCAGCACAUUGGACAGGAUCCAUGAUGAGAGCAUUCAGAGGGGAGAUUCAAAAUAUUCCACUUUGAGGAAGGUAAAAAUCCGUAGUUUUUAUUCUUCUAAAUUAAUAAAAAGAUCCGCUACGUUGACUCCAUACAGUGUAAACCAAAUUCAUAAUUUUACAUACCUACAAUGUCUUUGUCCUGUUUGGUUUUUAUAUCAUGCUUCCUCUCCACUUUCUUUUUGUUAGGGACUUGUGCCCAUUGUUAUUCUUUUCUUUUGUCCUUUAGGUAUAGGUAUCAUAUAUAGAUAUAUAUUGUAAAUUUAAUUUAUUAUUAUAUUUAAUGAGUUUUGUUGUACUGAUGAAAGCAUUUAAUUUGUAUAUUGGUCUGAUUAUAAUUAAGUCUUAUUAUAUUUUUAUUUUAUUUUCAUAAAUUGGUUGUCUCAUUGUUCUUCUAAAUUGAAUUAUGUUUUUAUUAAUGGUCAAAAAUGAAAGUGAAAAUAGAAUUUUAGUUGUACAAGAAUAAAGCAAGAAAAGAAAACAACUAUUUAACCACUUUACUUGCUAUGAGAAAAAAAAUUAUUUCUUGAUGCAUUAUUCUAUUCCAGCCUAAAAAUUCACUUGCUAUUUUUUCUACCGGGUAUACACUUUUCGAUACCAUGUCCAAAACAAUUUAUUGGUCUCUAAUCCAGGUCACUGCCAACUCUGCGAAAUCUCGCGUUGCCUUCUUUGAAGAGUUGUGAGGGCCAUCGUCUUCAUAUCUGUGAUGCCUUGCAAAAACCUACACUGUGCGUGAGGGUUAUGGUUUUCAUUUCUGUGAUGCCUUGAGAAAACCUACACUGUGCGUGAGGGCCAUGGUCUUCAUUUCUGUGAUGCCUUGAGAAAACCUACACUGUGCAUGAGGGCUAUGGUCUUCAUUUAUGUGAUGCCUUGAGAAAACCUACACUGUGCCUUCGGCUUGAAGUAUAACACCCCUGAUACAAAACUCCUGUUAAUUUAUUUUUAAGUAAAAUCACAUAAGAAGAACUCUGUAAAAGCAGCAUUCAUACUGGAUACAACGGAGAGUCUUCCUUUCGUUAUGACCUUUUUCUAUUUCUUUUUUUUAAACAAGUGACUUUUGAGUACAUUUUAGUUAAUGUAGGAGAUUACAUAAUACAUGUUUUUUUAAAGCUCUAGUUUACAAUCAUACUUGCUGUUAAAAAUAUGUUCCUGAAUUUUCCAAUUAUUGAGCAAUCAUUGUUUUAUUGAUUGUGUUGGCAGUGACUAAUUUUAUCAUAUUAUUUUUUUCUUCAAUCUUCUUCACUUCAGAAUUUAUUAAUUAACAUUUUUGUGUGUGUAAAAAUUGAACAUUCAAGUCAUUACUAAUCCUUUGACUGAGAAGAGAAUAAAAACAAUUUUAAAAGUAACAUAGAACACUACAAUAAAUCUGAGAAAGGCCCCGUAAGGGAGAGUACUUCAAUCAAUGAAAAAUAACUUUAGUUACAGUUGGUGUUUCAAAGUUGUGAGAUUUAUUUUUUAAACUUUUUUUUUUUCAAGUGCAAUUUUAUAUAUAAACGUCUCAUGUAUAUACAAACUAUAACUGAUGUCAAUGUUUAACCCAUUUAUAAACAUGUAUUCAAUGCAUUUAAGAAAUUUGUCACCUGUAAUUGUUGCAUGUGAUUUCUAGGAGGCUUAUGAACAGAAUUGUUUUGUUAUCCCCUUAUUUUAUGUUUCAUUAUAUGGUACAGUACUUAACAUUUCUCCACUUUCUUGUUUUCUGAUUCAAUGCCAGGCACUAGGACUAAGAAUUAUGACGUGUAUAGAAUCUUGUUUGUCAUUAAUUUACUUAGAAAGUGUUACAUUGAACCAGGAAUGAUAUGCUACGUUCUAUAUGUGAUUAUGAAAUAUAAUAGCUAUACGAUACUUGGCAGUGAUGCUGUUCCUAAUAAAUUGAACCUGUUACAUAACUCUUUUCAAGAAAUCAAGGAUACUAAUAAUACUAAUAUAAAUCUUGAAUUUUACUUUUUUUUUUUAAAUAUGUCAAGAAGAUUAUAAUAUUUUGAAACUUAUACUUCAGUUUAAAAUAUCCACAAUGGAUAAAAAAUAACUGAAUAACAAACAUUAGAUAUAAGUUUCCAUGUUGUGACUUUACCACUCCACAGCCUCGUAAGAAAUGGGCCUUAUGGCUUUGUGUUGAUUAAAUAUGUUUGAAGAUAUUGUAAAAUAAAUGCAUGUCGAUCACAUGACAAUAAUUUGAAAGAUGCGUGGCGGUUGUUACUUGUUAAAAAAUAGUUAGUGUGUACCCUCGGAGUUGUGAUUACUUUUAGUUCAUUGAUGAAAAUGUAACAUUGAGUGAUUCUGUGUACUAUUUAUAUUUUAUUAGAGUGAAAAUAUAACACCAUGGAGUGACAUGUAACACCAGUGACAUGCAGCAGAUAGGUGACAUGUAGCACCAUAGAGUGAGUGACAUGUAGAAUAGCGUAAAAUGAAGCAUGGCAGAAUGAUAUGUAGCAUAAAUACAAACAUGUCACAUCAGUAGACUAACAUGUAGCACAUGAAUUAACAUGUAGAAGCACAGAUUAGCCACAUCCAGAAAUUUGGUCAAAUGGAAAUUUUUUGGAAUUAAAUAUUUUUUUUACCUCAGACUUAGACGUGCAUGUGAGAAAUUGGAAGAUUUGUUCUAAAGGAAUUUUGUUCAAACGGAAUUAUUUUCAUUUUUUUUUUCCCAAAGUUAUUAAACUAUUGCUUUUAACUGAAGGGAGUUGACCUUUCGUUGCUGGAUUAGUCAAUUCAAUGAAUCAUUAGACAAAAUAUAACGAGGAGAAUCGCAUGCAGUUACAGCAUAACUUUUAAUCCUCUUCAUUAUUUGAUUCACUUCAGUCAGUUUUAGAGCUAUUGGACUCAUAAUAAUGUUCUUUGCUUUGUUUAGUUACAGCACUAUUAGCAGUUACAGCACUAUUAGCAGUUACAAUUCGACAUGGACUUGAGCACUCUUUGAAGUUUUUGCAGUUCCAAUAAAUUAUAUCGUCACGCUGCUUCUCUUUCUUCAUGUACAUGUGGCCGUCAACAAACUGCUAGUUUUUAUUUAUUUUUGUGUGCUUUUAACAAAGGUUAUUUCAGACAAGGGGGCCAUUAGAGUACUUGGCAUUUAUCAUAUUAAGGGCCUACCCAUUGGGUUGAUACCAUGAAUUACCUAUUUAAAAAAAUAACUUUCUUGUUAUAGAAAUCAGUGUUGUGCUGCAUCACUAAUUCAAUCAGAUAUUCUAUAAAUAAAAACAUUGAAAUGAUAGCAAAGUUUAUAGGAAGUAUGCG
Messenger RNA from Lymnaea stagnalis (great pond snail), 15210 nucleotides. Lineage: Eukaryota; Metazoa; Mollusca; Gastropoda; Lymnaeidae. The record is from the annotation of a GenBank genome assembly.